UGUCCUUUGCGGACUUGGGGCAGCGACCUAUUCUAUCACUGCCCUUUACCUCCGCUCGCUCGUAUCCGCCACCACUAUCCCUUGUAGGGCCUUCUCAUUCAAUCUCCUGAAGACCCAAAGCCAGCAUGUCGAGCACAUGUACGAACAUGUUCCCUCCGAAGCCCGAGUGGAGCGUUGACCAGAUCCCCGACUUGUCGGGUAAGGUCAUCAUCGUCACUGGCGGUAACACGGGUAUUGGUAAGGAAACUGUCAAGGCCCUGUUGAACCACAACGCGAAAGUGUACAUUGCCGGACGCAACCCGCAACGGGUGAACGAGGCUAUCGAAGACUUGAAGAAAGAGACCGGCAAGGAGGCGCUCUUCUUGCAGGUCGACCUCGGAGACUUGACCACGAUUCAGCCCGCGGUCGAGUCCUUCAUGAGCCAAGAGCAGCGUCUCGACGUGCUCUUCAACAGCGCCGGGGUUAUGUACCCUCCUGUCGAACAGGUCACAAAGGACGGGUUCGACCUGCAGUUCGGAACCAACGUGAUCGGCCACUUCCUGCUCACAAAGCUCCUCCUCCCGCGCCUCAUCGAGACAGCCAAGUCGUCGCCCGACGGCAAGGCGCGUGUGAUCAACACGUCCUCCAUGGGCCACACCUUCGUAUCUGGAAUCGACUUCGACGCGAUCCGAGACGGACAAAAGCGCUUCAAGGCAGGCACGAAGAAGCUCUACUCGCUGAGCAAGUUCGGGAAUGUCGUGUUCGCGCACGAGCUGCACCGACGCUAUGCGGACCAAGGGAUCGUUUCCGUCUCGCUGCAUCCAGGUAAUCUCCAGACCGACCUGCAGAGGCACAUCUCCAAGGUCGAGGCUAUCCUGACGAAGAAUCUGUUAUACCCGGCACCGAUGGGGGCGCUCACCCAACUGUAUGCGGGUACGACUCUGGAGGGUGCGAAUCUGGGUGGCAAGUACCUGAUCCCGUGGGCUAGGGUUGGGGAGGCGAGAAAAGAGACAUACAAUGAAGAAACCGGCCGUAAGCUGUGGGAGUUCCUUGAGGACGCCACUAGGAGCUUCCAGUGAUGCGCAGUUAGGCGAGCAUGUUC
Molecule: messenger RNA, 1081 nt
Organism: Dichomitus squalens LYAD-421 SS1
Lineage: Eukaryota; Fungi; Basidiomycota; Agaricomycetes; Polyporales; Polyporaceae
Product: NAD(P)-binding protein
Exons: 7
Coding region: 126-1058 (310 amino acids)
Source: RefSeq, a predicted model, not a curated record